Molecule: messenger RNA, 2699 nt
Organism: Pleuronectes platessa (European plaice)
Lineage: Eukaryota; Metazoa; Chordata; Actinopteri; Pleuronectiformes; Pleuronectidae
Product: tripartite motif-containing protein 16
Exons: 1
Coding region: 203-1657 (484 amino acids)
Molecular function (GO): zinc ion binding; protein binding
Source: RefSeq, a predicted model, not a curated record
GAACCUGUUCUUCAGUCUCUGGCAGCAGCUGAAAUGGCGCAGCAAGAUCUGUCUGGAUCCACUGAAGACUACUGGCUGUGGACACAGCUACUGUAAGAGCUGUAUUAACAACCACUGGGACAAUGGGGAGGAGAGAGGAAGCUACAGCUGUCCUCAGUGUAGACAGACCUUCACACCGAGGCCUGUCCUGGUGAAAAACACCAUGUUAGCUGCUUUAGUGGAGGAGCUGAAGAAGACUGGACUCCAAGCUGCUCCUGCUGAUCACUGCUAUGCUGGACCUGAAGAAGUGGCCUGUGAUGUCUGCACUGGGAGAAAACUGAAAGCUCUCAAGUCCUGUUUGGAUUGUUUGGCCUCUUGUUGUGAAAAACACCUCCAGCCUCAUUUUCAGUCAGCUCCAUUUAAGAAAAACAAGCUGGUGGAGCCCUCGGAGAAGCUCCAGGAGAACAUCUGCUCUCGUCACGACGAGGUGAUGAAGAUGUUCUGCCGCACUGAUCAGCAGUGUAUCUGUUAUCUCUGCUCUGUGGAGGAACAUAAAGACCACGACACAGUGUCAGCUGCAGCAGAAAGGACUGAGAGGCAGAGAGAGCUCGGGCUGAGGAGACAAACAAUCCAGCAGAGAGUCCAGGACACAGAGAAAGACGUGAAGCUGCUUCAACAGGAGGAGGAGGCCUUCAAUGGCUCUGCUGAUAAAGCAGUGGAGGACAGUGAGGAGAUCUUCACUGAGAUGAUCCGUCUGCUGGAGAAAGGAAGCUCUGAUGUGAAGCAGCAGAUCAGAUCCCAGCAGGAAACUGAAGUGAGUCGAGUCAGAGAGCUUCAGGAGAGACUGGAGCAGGAGAUCACUGAGCUGAAGAGGAAAGACCAGGAACUGAAGCAGCUCUCAGACACAGAGGAUCGCUACCAGUUUCUACACAACUACCCCUCACUGUCACCACUCAGUAGAUCUACACACUCAUCCAGCUUCAGGAUCCGUCCUCUGAGGAACUUUGAGGACGUGACAGCAGCUGUGUCACAGGUCAGAGGUCUACUACAGGACAUUCUGAGUGAGACAGAGACAGAGAUUUUAACGAUUGUGUCUCAAGUGGAUGUUUUACUGCCACAACCAGAGACCAGAGCUGACUUCUUAAGAUAUUCACAGGAAAUCACACUGGAUCCAAACACAGUAUACAAACAUCUUUUAUUAUCUGAGGGAAACAGAAAAGUAACAUAUAUGAGUGAAGAUCAGUCUUAUUCUGAUCACCCAGACAGAUUCACUUAUUGGCAUCAGGUCCUGAGUAGAGAGAGUCUGACUGGACGUUGUUACUGGGAGGUGGAGAUGGGGAUGAGAGGACAAGUUGAUGUAUCAGUCACAUACAAGAAUAUCAGCAGAGCAGGAGACUUAUAUGAAUGUUUAUUUGGAUUCAAUGAUAAAUCUUGGUCAUUAUAUUGUGAUGGAAACAGUUAUAGCUUUUCUUACAACAGCAUCGAGACUCCAGUGUCAGGUCCUGUGUCCUCCAGAGUAGGAGUGUACCUGGAUCACAGUGCAGGUGUUCUGUCCUUCUACAGCGUCUCUGACACCAUGACUCUCCUCCACAGAGUCCAGACCACAUUCACUCAGCCUCUCUAUGCUGGAGUUGUGAUGUAUCUUGGAUCCGCAGCUGAGUUCUGUAAACUCAAAUAGACUCGAGUCAUUACAAGCAGUGAUUUAGAUUCUGUGUUUAAAUCUUGAACUUCUUUUGUCUCCAUGUUUGUUGAUCAAAGUUCGUCGUGGUGACGUUUCUGCUCCUCACAGAGAUCAGCUGUCAAUCAUUCCUGACGGGCGGCACUAUGCUGUCCUGUCAUUGGUCGUUGUGUUGAUGUUUCAGUUUGUUGAGCUGGACUCAUGUUGCAUCUCACUGCUCGUUGCUUUAAGCUGCAGAAGCUUGGGUGAAGCUUUCACAUUUCUCCUUGCAGAACAAGUGCAAUCUGAAAACUGAUGCACCACCACAAGAGGGCGCCUUUGUUUUGUGGACCACACCCUGUGGUUUGUGUUGUGCACACAACUUUCAUGUGUCAGGCCGGACUCUGUCACAGCCUGGCUCUAUGAAACAUUCUAACAUGUCUCUUUACCUUUAGCCGCGCUGCAGAGGUUAUCCAAAUGAAUCCUUUUCAACACGUGGCAUGAAAUUCAAAACUUCAGCUCUUCUUGUGUUUUUCAGAAUGAUGUGUGGAUGCAUGUCCCGUCCACUUGCCCAUGUGACAACAUCUACAGUGUGUUAUGUGUGAUAUUUUUUUUAUGCUGUGGUAAAAUUACUGCAUUGUUUUAGUUUUCCAUCUUUGUUUUCUUCUCCACCUCCUGAGCUGAACAGGUGAAAUAUGAAACUGCACUUUUGUUUGCCUCUUUAAAGUGGCUUUAAGUCUUUAUUUGUAUUUUCAGUUGAAGAAUUGUUAAUGUGCAAUCAAUAAAUCAAUCAAUCAAUCAAUCAAUCACUCAGCUCCACAGAACAAGACAGGGUUCCAUAAUGCUCAUGACUGUUUCGUUUACAGUUUUUUGGAAAAAGAAGAAGGCCCCUCACAUUUGAGACGGUGGUACCAAAGGAUGUUUGACCUUUUCUUUUGUGUUACUUCAUAUUAUGAUUUUCUGAUGUGAAAUUAUGUUUUUAUAGUUAUUUUUGUAUAACGUAAAUUGUGAUUCCCUUGCUAACUGUGUGCAUCAGUGUUAAUAAACUCAAAUUCAAUAUGGA